Monodelphis domestica (gray short-tailed opossum) is the source of this 4739-nucleotide messenger RNA. RefSeq names its product solute carrier family 19 member 3 (gene SLC19A3). Gene Ontology annotation, molecular function: thiamine transmembrane transporter activity. Gene Ontology annotation, biological process: transmembrane transport; vitamin transport. The record is from RefSeq and is a predicted model, not a curated record. Gene Ontology annotation, cellular component: plasma membrane. Lineage: Eukaryota; Metazoa; Chordata; Mammalia; Didelphimorphia; Didelphidae.
ACCAAUGCAGAAUGCAAUUCCUCCAGAACUUAGCAAAUGAUUUUCAAGAGUUGCUGUGGCCUAAAAAUUCUUUGCCUUGUGGUCAACAAGAUGAUUUGCUUCUCCGAAUUCAGCUAGCCUGUCAUUCUCCAAAUGACAAAUGGUAAAAGGACAUGAAUAAGCAGUUUUUAAAAGGAAGCAGCUAUCUAGGACCAUAUAAAAAACUCCAAAGCACUGAUAAUCAGAACAGUGCCAAUUAGAGAAAAUUCAAGGGUCUACCUCAAACUCCUCAAAUUGGCAGAGCUGAGAAAAUAUGAUAAAUGCUGGGGGAGCUGUAGGAAAACAGGCACAUUAAUGCACUACUGAUAAAGCUGUGAAUUAUUUUAGCCAUUCUCGAAAGCAAUUUGGAACUGUGCCCAAAACAUUAUGAAACUGGCAUACCCUUUGCCCCAGCAAUAACACUGCUGGUUCCAUAACCCAAACAUAUCAAAGAGAGAAACAGAACCCAUAUACACAAAUAAUAUUUAUAGUGUCUCUAUUUGUAAUAGAGGGCCUCCGAUUGGCCAACCAAAUGUUAGCAUUUUAUCUUUCAGUGGUUUCCCAUAUUCUACAAAUAGCAAGAAAAUGCAAAUAGCAAGAAAGUUUUUUUUUUUACUUUUAUGAAAGCUGCAUGGUUGAUAUUUCAGAAACGCAGUUUUCCCUUACAAUGUUUUUGUCUUCCUGAACCCAUCUUUUCGAUCUAAAUAUUCUAGAUAGUGUAGAGUUAACCCCAAACUUACCUGCUAUCAAGUUAUGGACAUGAAAAAUAGAUCUAUCUGGCACAUGUGCUGAAAAUAUGCAAGGUGAACAAAGUGGGUUUUAGACACAACUCCUGUUAUACAUGACUACCUUAUUCAAAACGAAAGGAAGGCAAUAUAGUUCAGAGUGCUCUCUGAAGUUCUUACUUCUACCAUCCACCAGAGACCUAGAUGAAACUAGGACUUCUGGUGCCUAAGGCAGAUCCACUUAGAGAAGCACAGAAGACAAUCUCCUCUAGUUUUACAGUGUUACUAGGAGGGGAAUAAGAGGUGUUUCAGGGAAUCUGACCCCAGCCCAAUCCUGUACCAGUAGAGCAAGGCAGGGAGAGGGAAGAUGAGACAAUAAGCCAGGGACAGAGGAGUCAGGCCAGAUGAACCCAGUGGUUGAAUGUGAUUCUCAAAAAGUAGAGCUACAUAACGUGGGAUUCAUAUGGAACCACUGAAGUGAGUAAACCAGUGUGUUAAAGGAAAAUUCCAGUUACUCUGUCCUAGCUAUGGACUUGUGACCAGGGACAAAAGAACAUUCAUUUGGCUUCCUACCAAAAUAUUUCCUCCUUUCCCAUUGGUUAUCUUUUGCUCUCUGUGCAUAUUUUAUACAUCUAUAAUUAUUUAGUGUUACUUCCCUCACUGGAAUGUAAGCUCCUUAAAGGCAGACACUGUUUUAUGUCCCCCCCUUUUUUUUUUUGUAUUCCAGUAUUAGCACAGGGUCUGGCCCAUAGUAAGUAGUCAAUAAAUGCUCACUAUUUCAUAAGUAGAUUAUUAAAACAAUAAGUUCAUAUAGGAACUAAUGGAGGAGGAAAAAUCAACUUGGGAUAUAAUCCAAAUAAAUAUAUAAAUUCAUGUCCAUAUUGCCAUUACUUGGGAGCAAGGCCAUUCCCUUUGGUUCAUUCUUAUAGAGAAUGAACAAUGUUGGCAAGGAGCCAGUUGGAAAGGUUUAUGGGCGGCAUUUCAGAAAAAAAGUUGAAAGCCAAGUAACAGGAAAAAGCAGACAUGUUAAUAAUUGGAACGAAAGAGAAGGACAAAGUUUGAACUCUGAUACCCAAGAAGCUAAGACGCUGGUGAAGAUAAAAGGAAACCUUACCAAGGAACAGCGGCGAGUGGGGACGAAGAAGCUCAAAGGUCUCAGUCCUUAAUAUUGACUAUGGUAGGAGUUCAGACACAUUUGAAAUUUCAGACCAAAAAAAAAAGCUCUUGGACAGCUACAAAGAAAUCAUGGUGUAACUGCUGGUAUGAGAACUCUGUCCCUUGGGAAGAGACCGGGACAAGAUUAUGGUGAGAUGAAAGAGAAGGAGCAGCAAAUCCUGUGGCCAAAUACACAGCAGAAACACCAAAAAACUAACAUCUGAGCAUUCCGGAGUACAGAAGAAGCCUUGGUGGAACUGCAGGAAAUUUUUUUCCAUGAGAAGAAAAGUAAUUUUCCCAAAGAAAAGGAAGAAACUUGAAGCAUCAUUCUCUGUUCCUGAUCUUCGUAUUUUUCCAGUCUAACCAACCAUGGAUUGCUUUAAAACAAGGCAACAUUCCUGGAUUUUUCCCACUGUCAUUCUCUGUAUCUAUGGAUUUUUCUCCAUGGCUAGACCUUCGGAACCAUUUAUCAUACCUUACUUAAUUGGACCUGAAAUAAAUCUGACACUCAGUCAGGUCUCUAAUCAUAUGUUUCCAGUUUGGACUUACUCUUACUUGGUGCUGCUCUUCCCUGUGUUUGUGCUGACUGAUUACCUUCGGUAUAAACCUGUCAUCAUCUUACAGGGAGUUAGCUUUGUGAUCACAUGGCUGCUGCUCUUAUUUUCCCGAGGAUUAUUAGCUAUGCAGAUUGUGGAAUUUUUCUAUGGGUUGGUCACUGCCACAGAGGUGGCCUAUUACUCCUACAUUUACAGUGUGGUCAGUGUGGAACAUUACCAGAAAGUAACAAGUUACUGUAGAAGCAUCACACUAGUGUCUUACACCGCUUUUUCUGUCCUGGGACAACUCUUGGUCUCCCUGGCAAACGUAACUUACUUUUACCUCAACGUUAUAACCAUGGUCUGUGUCUCCUUGGCAUUCGUUUCCUCAUUUUUUCUGCCAAUGCCCCAGAGAAGCAUGUUCUUCCAUAAAAAACCCACUGCAAAAGAAAGUUCUCCAGGAUCAUCGCCAGAUGAAGAGUCACCUAGUCAUGGAAGUUCUGUCAGCCUAGAAGGUGGCAUCAUUUCAGAAUCACCAACCAAAUCGGGAAUACAGCAAGAAAGCUGUCCUCCUGGCCUCCAGCAUAAAAACCUGAUGCUGAGGGUGUUUUUGCAGUGGUGCCAAGACUUGAAGGAGUGCUACUUGACCAAACAUCUUUUAUUCUGGUCCAUUUGGUGGGCUUCUUCCACAGCUGGCUUUAACCAAGUGGUAAACUAUGUCCAGGUUCUAUGGGAUCACAAGGCACCAUCUCAGAAUUCUCAAGUGUAUAAUGGAGCAGUAGAAGCUGUUGCAACAUUUGGAAGUGCUUUGGCAGCCUUUGCUGUGGGAUAUCUAAAAAUCAACUGGGAUCUUUGGGGAGAAUUGGCUUUAGGAAUCUUCUCAGUCCUUGAUGCUGCUUCAGUAUUCCUCAUGCUUUUCACCAACAAUAUCUGGGUGUGUUAUGCCGGCUAUUUGAUUUUCAAAUCAGGUUAUAUGCUUCUCAUAACCAUUGCAGUUUUUCAGAUUGCAGUAAACCUCAGCAUGGAGCGCUAUGCCUUAGUGUUUGGAGUCAACACCUUUGUGGCUUUGGUGAUUCAGACCAUAACAACAUUUAUCGUGGUUGAUUCUAAAGGUCUGAGUCUGCCUGUUGAAACUCAGUUCCUAGUUUAUGGAAGCUACUUUUUAGUCAUCGCUGGAAUUUUCAUAGUGAGAAGUAUUUAUAUAAUCUAUUCCAUCAAAUGCAAAAAGGAGAAAAGAGCGACGAUCACCAAUCUGAACCCAAGUGAAGGAAAACCAGAGAAAUGUGUCGAAUCAACACAGCUUUAGUGUCCACACUGGUCUCAUUGUUUUACAGAAAAACAGAAAAUUACUUUGACUGCAAAUGUGAUAGCUUGAAAAAUUAGAUUUCUAUGUUUUGCCAUGAAUCAAAAUAUAUGAGUUGAUUAAAUUCUAGUUGACUUGUUCCAAACUGCCAUCAAUCUCAGUAUUGCUGGGUCAGAUCUUUAUCUAACCUCAGGUCAAAUUGGGUGUCACCAAAAGAUUUGGUCACCCUGAUUAAUAGAGCCUAUCCAUGGUGAUCCAGUGAAGAAGUGGGUCUCCAAAUCCUAAUUGCACUAGUUUAUCAUCAGGACAACUGAAGCUUUCUGACAACCUAAGGAUCUUCUUGCCAAAACAAAUAGCUCUCAAGAAAAUGUUAUCUAUUGCAUCAGUCUUCCUUUGCAAUUAAGCACACCUUCUGUACUACUUAUUAUUCUUCUGGAGAAAUGCAGCUUUUUGUGCCUGUGUCUGAAGGACACCCCACUGAACUCUGAAAUGCUAAAAUGUUGCUGAGAAACUGUCAUCACCCAUCACUCAAUGGGUCCCCAGCAACUUGUUCCUUAUCUAUCAAACAAUGUUGUCCAGUUACUAAAGCAUAGGAAUAAAUUUCAGAAAUUCCUUAGCUAGAUCUGGUUCUGACCUCAGUUCCACAGUUACCCAUAAGUCUCAGUUUGACUCUUCUUCAUUUUCCUAACAUGGAAAAUAGGAAAAUAAUAUGGAGUAAAAGGAUGCACUGGAUACACUAGAGAAGGAUGGUAAACCAUUCCAAUAUCCUUGCCAGGAAAGUCCUAUGACUCAUGGGGUCAUGAAGAGUAAGACAUGAGUGAAUCAACAACAAUAACAUGGAGUAAAUCAUUUUCUUGUUACCAUUAUCUAGAAAGAAAAGAUCUACUGGAAAGAAUUUCUGAAAUCUCUAUUGAAUUCUCCCUCAAAAAAUGCUCUUAGUUAUUUAUUGACCUUCACUUUCAAAUGAAUGUUGGUAGCAAAUAAAAUUUUUUUCUAACCUUC